AUGGCUGAGUCUCAGCAGAGAGGCAGCUCCGGCAUACAGGGCACUCGCUUCCCCAAAGCCAGGACCGUCCAUUUUGAGAACAACCUUGUUGAGGAUGCACAAGAAAUGCCAGCAAACGAGGUGCCGGAGGAGGCAGCUCCUCCCUCCAUGCAUGUCACAGACAGGGUAUUUUUUAUUGAUUUAGCCAAUAAGCAGCAGACAACCAUCCCACUGGAGGUCCUGAGGCUGGAAGAUCUGGAAGAGCUGCACGCGGAGAGCAACCAGAUCGAAAGCAUCCCGAGAGACAUCAACCACCUGAGCAACUUGAGGGUUCUCUACCUGGACCAGAAUCACAUACAGGAGAUAUGUGAAGAACUGGGAGAGCUAAAAUGUCUUCAGAGCUUAGAUUUAAGUAACAAUCCACUGUCGUACAGUUCGCUGCCUGUUAUCAGCAAGUUGCAGGCCCUCCGUCAGCUCAGGCUCUAUAACGUAAACCUGCAGGAAAUCCCAGUACAGAUCUGCAAAUACCUACAUCAUAUCGAACUGCUCGGACUCUCUGACAAUCACCUGAAGCGUCUGCCCAAAGAACUGGUGAACCUGACACAACUCAGAGAGAUUUACCUCCAAAAAAACAGAUUUGAAAGUUUUCCCCUGGAGCUUUGUCAUAUGGUUAAUUUAGAAAUAAUAGAUCUGGAACAAAAUCUAGUCAGUGUCAUCCCUGAAGAGGUUGGCUCUUUGACAAACUUGGUUAAGCUAUUUUUAGCUUUUAAUAAUUUAUCCUCCAUUCCUGACACACUGCAACACUGCCAGAAACUAACCGUGCUGGAUCUGUCUCAUAAUCUUCUCCACAAGCUUCCCGAGGGCUUGAAAAAUCUCCCUGGAGUGGAAGAAAUUGGACUGUCUGGUAACAGUCUGAAGAAGCUCCCACGUGAGAUCUGCAGCUGGAUGUCCCUUUCCCUUGUUUACUUGAGGAACACUGGACUGCGCACAGUACCAAAGUCCUUCACCAGAUUAACCAGUGUCAGGAUACUAGAUUUGAGUGAAAAUCGUUUUGAUGAGAUUCCUAAAAGAAUGUGUGAUAUGAAAAAUCUGGAAAUUUUGGCCCUGGAUGACAAUCAGAUACAUGAGAUACCCACAGAGGUGAAAGAACUGGCGAAUCUGAAGUGCCUUGGCCUGUCUGGAAACCAAUUCAGUAUCUUUCCGAAGGAAAUAUUUCUCCUGAAGUCAUUAGAGAGAUUAUACCUGGGACAAGAUAAAGGAAUUAAACUCACAAGUCUGCCAGGAGACAUCAAGGAACUGCAGAAUCUGAAAGAACUGCAUAUCGAGAACAACCAUCUGGAGCACCUGCCUCUAGGCAUCGGCUUGUUGACCAACCUGGAAAUACUCGACUGUCGCAACAACUGCCUUAAACGGAUCCCAGACUCCAUAUGCCAAAUACGAGCUCUGCAAAAGCUGCUCGUGCAGAACAACCAGCUGAGUCACUUGCCCGAGGACUUGGACACUCUGCAGCAGCUGGAGCUGGUGCUUGUGGAUGGGAAUCCUAUGAGUGAACCUCCAAUGGAAGUGUGCUGCCAGGGGACAUUGCCCAUCUUGGAAUACUUACGGGAAAGAAGGCGUAAGAAGGCCGUGAUCCUGAAGGUCCGGAAUCUGUGGCGUGGGUUGAUGGUCAAGAAGGGGAUUAGACCUUUCCUGGCACUUAAGACACUAAUGAAACAAGGAAAGAAGGGGAAAAAAGGAAAAGAAAAGGGAAAA
This is a messenger RNA of Tinamus guttatus (white-throated tinamou), 1731 nucleotides long. RefSeq names its product leucine rich repeats and IQ motif containing 4 (gene LRRIQ4). NCBI's taxonomy places the organism in Eukaryota, Metazoa, Chordata, Aves, Tinamiformes, Tinamidae. Gene Ontology annotation, cellular component: cytoplasm. Gene Ontology annotation, molecular function: protein binding. The record is from RefSeq and is a predicted model, not a curated record.